Messenger RNA from Gigantopelta aegis, 810 nucleotides. RefSeq lists its product as uncharacterized. Gene Ontology annotation, molecular function: nucleic acid binding. The coding region runs from base 1 to 810 and encodes 269 amino acids. Gene Ontology annotation, biological process: DNA integration. The transcript has a single exon. The record is from RefSeq and is a predicted model, not a curated record. NCBI's taxonomy places the organism in Eukaryota, Metazoa, Mollusca, Gastropoda, Neomphalida, Peltospiridae.
AUGGACGUCAGCCGCCAUUCAAAAGUCAACAAUGGAGUUAGAUACUUGCUUAUAGCUAUUGACAUUCUUUCGAGAUAUCUGUGGGCCAUACCCCUAGUAAACAAAAAACCGGAGACGGUGUUAGAAGGUUUCAAAACAAUUUUAAAAGACGAACGUGUACCCAAGAAAAUUCGAGUAGACAAAGGUUCAGAGUUCGCAGGGGUAUUUAAGCAGUUUUUAUCAAAAGAAAACAUUAAACUGAUUGUUACGCAGAAUGAAGAUAUCAAAAGUAAUUUCGCUGAACGAAUUAUUAGGACGCUUCGAAGUAUUAUUGCUCGUUUUACGACUUACAACAAUACACAAAAAUACAUAGACGUUUUAGCAGAUCUAGUACACAAUUAUAACAAUACAGUACACUCGUCCCUGGGACUGUGGGCACCGGCUGAUGUAAAUAAAGUGAACGAAAUUAAAGUGUGGAGUCAUCUGUACGUCGAACCCAUGGUUAAGAAACUUAAAGUAAAGAAACCAUUAGCAAAAUUCGUAUUUGAAGUGGGUGAUUUAACUAGAAUCAGCUAUUUGCGAAAAUCGUUCACAAAGGAACAAGACUUGAGGUGGACAGAAGAGUUGUUCAAAAUCCAUUCUAGAAGUAGACGUCAAGGUAUUCCAGUAUACAAACUGCGUGAUUUUCACGAUGAAGUGCUGAAAGGUAUAUUUUAUACAGCUGAACUUCAGAAAGUGGAAAAUUCUGUGGAAAAUCGAAAAAGUGCUGAGAAAAAAGAAGGAAAAGGGAAAAGUGUACUAUUUAGUUCGGUGGUUAGGGUGGCCACCUAG